Messenger RNA from Rhodamnia argentea, 1234 nucleotides. RefSeq names its product transcription factor MYB123-like. The coding region runs from base 164 to 952 and encodes 262 amino acids. NCBI's taxonomy places the organism in Eukaryota, Viridiplantae, Streptophyta, Magnoliopsida, Myrtales, Myrtaceae. The transcript is spliced from 3 exons. The record is from RefSeq and is a predicted model, not a curated record.
AAUAGGAACUUGUUCCUCCUCCACUUUCCCAGGGAAACAAAAAGAAACCUAAGAAACUUCCCGAAUGAGCUUUUAGUGGGAGACACGCCCAAGAAAAGAGAAAGCAAAAGAGCUUUCCAAGUCCUCCAUUAUCAAGAAAAGGAAGAAAGGAAGGGAAAAAAAAAUGGGAAGAAGCCCUUGUUGCACCAAGGAAGGACUGAACAGAGGGGCUUGGACAGCUCUCGAGGACCAGAUCCUCACAGAUUACAUCAAAGCUCGCGGUGAAGGCAAGUGGAGGAACAUCCCUAGGGAAUCCGGGCUGAAGAGAUGUGGGAAGAGUUGCAGGCUGAGAUGGCUGAAUUACCUGAGGCCUGACAUCAAGAGAGGCAACAUCGCUCCUGAGGAAGAAGACCUCAUCAUCAGGCUUCACAAGCUUCUUGGCAACAGAUGGUCUUUGAUUGCCGGAAGACUUCCAGGGCGAACAGACAAUGAAAUCAAGAACUACUGGAACACCACCUUAGGAAAGAGGGUGAAAGGAGAAGAACCAAAGCAACCAAAGAAGGAUGAGACGAAAAAGCCCAAGACUAGACAACCCAGCAAAAACCCGACGCCCACAUCGGCAUCUAACAUCGCCCCGGCCGCUGUUCAGCCCCAACAGGCAAAGUGCAACAAGAUAAUUGCCUAUCCAGAGCCGCAGCCAGAAGCAUCGGCGACAGAUUUCUCCUCGGUUCAAGAUCUGGCGGGGGAUCACGCAUAUGCGGUGCCGAAAUCCAGCGAGGGAUCGCCAUCGAUCAUGUCGGAGGAAGAGGACUUCGGGAAUAUCCCGAUGGACUUCAGUCUGAGUGAGCUCUUGCCGUCUGAUGUUCCUGAGUCCGAGUUCUGGAAGCAGUGCCAGUUUGAUGAUACUUUGGAACAGCCACUCCUCUUCUCAGACGAGAUGAUGAAGAGUUGGGCCAUUGAGGGUGGCUUCUGAUCCAAAGCUUGACUGAUUCGCCAGUUCGAAUCUUACUUGCUUUUUUAAUUGAAUGUGUUAAACCAUUUUGUGCUAGAGUGAUUUAACUCUGGGUUUGAACCCAUUAAAGAACUAAUGCUCAAGUUCGACUGGUCCUCGAGUCAUUAACGCCUCUGGUCUUCGAUCAGCCAGCGUUUUGGAGAAGUGUUUGACUAGCUAGUCGUGUAUUUUUGUGUUUCUUUUCUUGUCCAAAGCAUUGGUGUCUAUAUUGUGGCAAUAAGUGACGAUCUAAAUCUGAAUAAA